This is a messenger RNA of Nakaseomyces glabratus, 1866 nucleotides long. It is a transcript of the gene CDC20, whose product is annotated as ubiquitin-protein transferase activating protein CDC20. The record is from RefSeq and is a predicted model, not a curated record. Gene Ontology annotation, biological process: anaphase-promoting complex-dependent catabolic process; positive regulation of ubiquitin protein ligase activity; positive regulation of anaphase-promoting complex-dependent catabolic process. NCBI's taxonomy places the organism in Eukaryota, Fungi, Ascomycota, Saccharomycetes, Saccharomycetales, Saccharomycetaceae. Gene Ontology annotation, molecular function: protein binding; anaphase-promoting complex binding; ubiquitin ligase activator activity. Gene Ontology annotation, cellular component: anaphase-promoting complex.
AUGAUCAAUAAAAAUGACAACAGUCUAGCGAGCAGUGCAAAGAGGUCGGCGCUCUCGGUUGCAUCACCUACAAAACUGAAUAUUAUGAGCAGCCAGAAUGGGAACACAAAGUUGCACAAAGUGACCAAGCGACCUUUGGAGAGGUCGCACUCUCUAAAUAUCAAGAAUGGGAACGCUAACGAACCAUUCGGAAAGUUUUCUAGACCUAAGAUAUCUGUACAGGCCCCACCUCUGUUAAAGAGGAACUCGUCUUUUUUCAAAGAAAAAUCAACUUCUUUGUAUUCGAGAUCAGACUUUGCAUUCAAUUCACCUUCUAAAUCUCAGGAACUAUCAAAGAGCCCCAUGUCGUCCUCGCAACCUUUGCCAAAUGAUGAUACUAUUACCUUAACAGACAGAUUUCUACCUACUUUGCAAUCCGGCUCCCAAAAUAAAGUUCAGCAUAUUUCGUUGGACACAGAACUUCCUCCUCCGAAUGCAUCUCCAGUCACACAUCUAAGAGCCCAAACGAAACUGGUUUUUAAACAAAAUGUUGCUGAGGCUUGCGGUCUCGAGAUGGACAAUAGAAUCCUACAGUACCUACCAGCUCCACCAAGUUACUCUAGGGAAAGGCCCGCUACUUUAAUGAGACGUCACCAGUACCAUUAUCAGAAUAGAUCUAGUCAAACUCAACUGCAGAAAAAAAAUACUGAGUUAAUGAAAUUGAGAAAAGUGAACACAAAUCCGGAGAGAAUCUUGGAUGCACCGGGCUUUCAGGAUGAUUUCUAUUUAAAUCUAAUUGAUUGGUCAAAGAAAAAUAUCCUAGCCAUAGCGUUAAAUGACAGUUUAUACUUGUGGAAUGGUAAUAAUGGAGAAGCCACUUUACUGAAAGAGUAUGAAGAGUGCCAAAUCACUAGUGUCCAUUGGUCCGAUGACGACUGCCACAUUUCUAUUGGUAAGUCUGAUGGUAACACCGAAAUCUGGGAUGUAGAGACUUCGACGUUAGUGAGAACUAUGAGAUCCAAAUUGAACGUUAGGAUAGGUUCUCAAUCAUGGUUAGAAACGCUACUGGCUACUGGCUUCCGUAGCGGUGAAAUACAGAUAAAUGACGUUCGGAUAAAAGACCAUAUUGUUAAUACAUGGGACGAACACACUGGGGAAGUUUGUGGAUUGAGCUACAAAGCUGACGGCUUACAAUUGGCAUCUGGCGGUAAUGAUAACACAAUGAUGAUAUGGGAUACUAGGACUUCUAUGCCACAAUUUGUCAAGAAAGAUCAUUCAGCCGCUGUGAAAGCACUGGCUUGGUCUCCAACAAAUGCCGGACUCCUAGCUAGUGGUGGUGGUCAAACUGACCAACAGAUUCAUUUUUGGAACUCAACAACAGGUGCAAAACUACAUACUAUAAAUACCGGCUCACAGGUGAGUUCAUUGCAUUGGGGUCAAAGUUAUGAUACCAAAGGUAACAUGAAUGUCGAAAUAGUGGCCACUGGUGGGUCACCAGACAACUCGAUCUCUAUUUACAACUAUGAAACAAGGUAUAAAGUAGCAGAGGUAGUGCAUGCCCACGAUGCUAGAAUAUGCUGCUCAAAGUUAUCUCCCGAUGGCACUGUUCUCGCAACCAUUGGUGGUGAUGAAAACUUGAAGUUCUACAAGAUAUUUGAGCCAAAGAGAAAGUACAAACAAAAAUCAAAAGGUAACGUAGUCGAAGAAUUAAUGACGAACAAUACACCUUACUAUAGAGAGAGAUUAGAUGCAUCUCGCAAGCUAACAAAUAAUGACGAUUCCGAUUAUGAGAGCUCUUCUUAUCACCAUGAAAGCGUUACCCGUACUGUAAUCAACUCCAAAUCACCAUCUUCGGCAGCAAAAGCGACAGAUUUUCUAAUAAGAUAA